AAGAAGCAAAGGAGGUGUUACAGUUCAUAGCUGCAAGCUUCCAUAUUAUGAUUUGAGUUUUCGGUCAGAACAUUUGUUUAUAGUUCAUGGUGACUUGUUUCGCCAACGAAACAAUUGCAAUGAAGUUGAUGUGACUAUGAGCGAGAUUACAUUUGAGUUCAACCACAAGAACAUCGGUGACAAGAUUAUUGAGUGUGGUGUACAAAUCAUGAUAGAGGAAGCUGAGGGUAGCAGCAGCAGGGAAUUGGACAGCUAUGAAACUGAGAGUAGCAGCAGCGAAGAUGGAAAUGGAGAUGAAAACAUCAAUACGACAGAGUGGAAUUCUGACGAAGUGGACAUCUAUGAAAAAGAGAGUAUCAACAGCGAAGUGGAAUAUAACGAAACUGGAGGCGACGAUAAUCACCUCACAGAUGGAGAUGGAGACUAUGAAGCAGAAGGUUUCAAGUUCUCUGAAAUUGAAAACAUCAAAACUAGUAAACGAAUGCUGCCCGAAACUCGUGACAAUUCCGGCUCUUCCCCCGUCGCUCAAGUCCCUAAAUGCAAACGAAUGUGUAUAAGGAGGUAUGGAGAUUAAUUUGGAUUUACAAAAAAUUCCGUUUCGUCUU
Molecule: messenger RNA, 605 nt
Organism: Arabidopsis arenosa
Lineage: Eukaryota; Viridiplantae; Streptophyta; Magnoliopsida; Brassicales; Brassicaceae
Source: the annotation of a GenBank genome assembly